Molecule: messenger RNA, 1906 nt
Organism: Symsagittifera roscoffensis
Lineage: Eukaryota; Metazoa; Xenacoelomorpha; Acoela; Convolutidae
Product: alpha-2Db adrenergic receptor-like
Exons: 3
Coding region: 128-1588 (486 amino acids)
Biological process (GO): neuropeptide signaling pathway
Cellular component (GO): plasma membrane
Molecular function (GO): neuropeptide receptor activity
Source: RefSeq, a predicted model, not a curated record
GUCAUAAACCGGAGUUUACUUUAAACAUCUGUAUAAAACCAUGGAGCUGAAUUGAAGCUGCAGUGUGAAGAACUUGGCAGCUCAGAAAAAUAAACAAAUCUGAAGCAAAAGCAGAAGCACCGCCCCAAUGUCUGCAGUUUCCAACGUAUCCAGCGGGGAACUUGGUGCGGCGUUCACGUCUGGCAUUUCGGACGAGAUCCAGUUCAGCAUAUCGACGGCGCAGACGCUGAUAGCGCUAGUCGGCAUAAUGGGCAAUUCGGCCGUGAUAUACGCCUACCACGGUAAGAACAACAGGGUGAUAAGCGAGCACCUGGUAAUGGUUCUGGCUGCGAUUGAUGUGUUGUGUUGUGUGUAUUGGGCCACUAGUAAUACUCUGAAGGUGUUCUAUGACCACCGACUGCCCCUGGAACUUUGUCUCCCAGACCACUUUAUGCAGUCUUUCUUCACUCUGGUGUCCAUGCUCAUGAUGGUCCUCACAGCUGGCAACAGGUUUAUUGCUGUGGUUUACCCUCUCAAAUACGGAACUAUCUUCUCGUCGAAACUAGUAAUGAGACUAGUUGUGGCCAUAUUUAGCAUCUCUAUCAUCCAAUCCUCACUCUUCGCCCCAAUUUGCUUCUUCUACAACAACAUUUUCCCCAAAUACGAACAACAAAUACUCAUCAUGAGCAACCAUUACUGGACUAUCAGUACAUGUAUGUGCUACCUGAUUAUCAUCAUAGCCAUCACUUAUUUCUCAGCCCGCUCAGCUAUCAAUCUGAAACAGAGUAUCAAAACAGCUGAAAAACUAAGGAAAGGGCCUGAAAAGAUGCAGCUAAUCGCUUCACCUUCGAAGCCGACGCGAGCUCACGAGCAGGACGGACAAAAAGGCAAAGAGGAUAUCCAAGACUAUCAGGGUGAGAACAACCUAACUGAGCACAUUGCUCAAAGGUCAAGCGCCAUUGACCCAGUUUCAGUCGCUUCUGCAAAGCCGAUGCCGAGCACACGAGGCUCGUUCGGAAGCAAACUAACUCUCGGAUAUCAGAAGUCCGAGUGCGGAGAUAGCGUGUCGAGUUGCCCCAUGGGAGCUGAUCGCUGCUCGUCAGCUGACGUUAUACAUGCAUCUAAAAGGGCGAAAUCUAAAACAAUGCAGCGCGAUCUGAGACUGACGAAAGCGUUGCUAGCCGUCGCAUCAGCUUACAUAAUAUGCUGCACGCCAUAUACGCUAUACUUAGCGGUUUUCCGUCUCAUGCCAUAUGAACUUCUGGACAAAAUUUCGCCGACUACUCAAAUGGGAACAAAGCUGAUUGUUCACACCUUGUACUUGUUCAACUACGUUAUAAACCCAUUCACGUAUCUUGUUUUCAACGAAUUUUUUCGAGGUCAAAUCAGCAAACUGCCAAUUCUGAGACGAUUCAGACACAAAUUGAUUCGCCAAGAGGAAGCAAAUGUUGAAAACAACAACGCCAACGAGCCGGAAGAGCGCCCUGAUGACAUCCCCCGCAACAACGAGGAGCAUCGGAAGGUGGCACUGGCUACUCGCAGUCUGCCGUCGACGGAUCAACGCGGAGAAACUUUCUCCACCGAAACGAACGCACAUCAAGUCGCGUGAACAUUUUGGUGGCUUUUUACAAAAACAAAAAUGCUGCUUAUGUAUAAAUCCUAUCAAGUCGCUUAAUUUGUGUCGCUUCCCAUAAGUUUUUUUGUAGUGCAUAUUAAUCUGUAUAUUUUGAAAUGAACUAUUUUGAACGGAACAGUGUACAAUUGAGAAAAAAUUAAAACGUAAAUUCGACCCUCCUUCAUUUGAUUGUUUCCAAAUGCUUUUGUUGAUGUACAAAUACAUUUUUAUCAUUAUAGGUAAAUAUCAGAUCAGAGUACUAAUUGAAAUUAUAUCUAAAAAUCAGAUCAGAGUACUAAUUGAAAUUAUAUU